Molecule: messenger RNA, 2051 nt
Organism: Centropristis striata (black sea bass)
Lineage: Eukaryota; Metazoa; Chordata; Actinopteri; Perciformes; Serranidae
Product: ras and Rab interactor 1-like
Exons: 7
Coding region: 109-1764 (551 amino acids)
Source: RefSeq, a predicted model, not a curated record
GUGGAAGACAAGUUGAGUUUUUAUCGUAGCGAAGUUGAUGGAAGAAUAAGCAGCAUGCCUACAUAAAGUGGAGCCGGAGGGGAUAAAAAAAAGGACUGUUGCAAAAAGAUGGCACAGGUAGAACCGCUGUAUGACUUCCCGGAGCCCACCCAGCCAUCAGACCGCAAGGGGCACCAAAGAGGACGGGGCUCUCUGAGGAGCAUCAGCGUACUGGACCGUCUCCUGCUCACAGUUCCUGUGUGGCUUCAGCUGUCCAUCAACCCUGCCACUGCUCUGCACAUACUGCAGAGGGAGCCUCCUGGGACCUUCCUGGUGCGCAAGUCUCGCACAUCCCAGAGAAAUGUGCUGUGUGUGCGCUUGACAGAUGACAGCGUGCCAUCCUUCGUUCAACAGUUUGGCAUCAGGGAGGAAUCCUCCACCAAGACUCUGUCUCUGGAGACUUCAGCCAUCAGCUUCCCAGAUCUCCCAAGACUAAUUUCCUUCUACUGUGUCAGCAGAGAUGUAUUACGCUUUCCUCUGGAGCUGCCUGAAGCCAUUGCAAGGGCAACAUCCCACAAAGAGCUCGAGUCCAUCUCACAUAUGGGAAUAGAAUUCUGGAACUCCCACCUAAAUGUCCGUGGGCCGCGGGAGGCCCCUACUCCUCAGAAGGACAAGGAGAAGAAGCCAGACCCUGUAACCUCAGCCCCACCCAAUCCCACACUGUUCCAUGAGUUUUGUCCCAUCAUGACACGCAGCCCCAGAGAGCUGGACUGUGGCUCUGGCCAAGGUGCCCUCUGUUUCAUCAACCCCCUUUUCCUGCAGAACACUUUGUCCAGACAGGGCAAUUUAAAACGCAGCCUCAAGGUUCGGAUUUCCACAGAGUCUUCAAGCUUUCUUUCGCCCCCGCUCGCUCCUCCGCCUCCACCACCUCUGGUGCCUAAAACCAAAAGAAAGUGUAAAGCCCAGAAACAAGAACAAGCGCCCGCCCUUCCCAGUAAAGGUCUUUCACGGGGUGAGAAGCAAAGUCAGGACACUGGCGGUGAGGCCCAAGUCCAGCCUCCGACAUCAACUCCUCACUUCCUGCCUGAGAUGCAGCAGCCGGGCCAAACACAGAUGGAGCCAGGCCAAAGUGAAGCUGGAGUCAGAGGGGAGGAUGCUACAGAAAAUCUUCCAGAAGACUCAGACUACAUGCAGCCCCCUCCAAUGAUCAAUUUCUCCAAUUUUCAUUCACUCUCUCCUUACCUCUCGCCAUCUGUUUCUCCCAUGGCGCCUCCCCUCUUCCCCAAAGCAUCUCCAUGCCUCUCCCCUUAUGACUCUCCUGGUGCUUCUCCCUCCCUCUCCCCUUAUCAGUCCCCAUCUCUUUCUCCCAAGGCCCUCUUUUCCCUUUCUCCAUAUGACUCACCCAGCGGCUCACCCUCUCUUUCACCUUACCAGUCGCCAUCUCCUUCUCCUAAGAUCCCCUUCCCUCUGUCUCCCUUCACCUCUUCAUCCUUCCCUCAGCUGGCGGAGCAGGCCUAUCAGACACCUGCUACUCCUUCAAGACCAGAUCAGCAAAGAUCAGAGAGGGAGGCUGAGGAGGAGGGAGCAGGUGCGGAUGAAAAUAAGGAGGAAGAUGAUGAGACGAAAGAGAAAGUGCAUGUGAAGAGGGAAGAGGAGGGUCUGGUUUUACAGAUGAAUGCUGCGUCUCUAAAUGACACAGACAGCUGCAGUUCCUUUGAGAGUCUGGAGGGGGCAGCAGAGAGCCCGCCUCACUCACCCCUCACUCACAAUGGUACGAGCCUCUAGAGAACAAACAUUUUAGACUGGAACUGAAUUACAUUAUCAUGAGGCUCUGUAAAGUUAUUAAGUAAAGAUAUGGGUUGUUGUUUUUUUUUUUUUUUUAAGAAUAGAACAAUUAAAUACAUUUGAUAAAACCACAAACUUUAAUGCCAAUACUAUUUGUGUAUUUUGUAUAUUUUAACUGCAAUAUUGUAGAAAAAUGUUUAUUAUGCUCUAUAUACAGUGCUUUUCCAAAGCAUAAAUGUUUUUGAUUGAUUUACUUCCUGUGAUAUCAGUAUUUUCUGAAAAUUAAA